GUGCGUGCGGGCGCUUGAUGAACUCUGUACGGUUGUGUGAGAAAUAGGAACGCUUCAAGGAUGCCCAAUUUCCGGUCGACGACUCAGUAACCAGGAUCUAAACCCCGGUCCAGAGACUGUUAAUUCUAAAACUUGUUGCCGAGACGGUCUGACCCACCUAGCAACGUGCUGAUUGUCGUGCGUCCCGAUCCUCAGAUUCUGUAGAGAACGAGGCCAUGUCGUUGCUUCGGUGGGCCACUAAAAGUAGGAACACUCUAAAGUGAGAUGCUGGAGAGAAUCAAGCCACGUCGUCGCUUCGAUCGGCUGGUUGAAUCCCUGUCCGAAUCUCAGAUUCUGCACGGAAUCAGGCCAUGCCAUGUCGUUGCUUCGAUGGGCUGUUUAAACUUAAACCUGAACGUGAGAUGCUGCAGUGAUUCAUUCCACGUCACCCUCUCAAUCGGCUGGUUGAACUUCGUCCCGAAGCUCAGGUACUGGAGAUGCUGAGGCCAAGGGGUGUGUUCGAUGGCCUGGUUGAUACGCUUGCCAAAUGAAAGAUGCUGAAUUGACUUGGGCCAGGCGAAUCCCGAAAUCGGCUGGUUGAAGCUAUCUCCGAGAAUGAGUUGUUCCAGCAAUGGAGGCGGCCACUCGACCAUACUGAUUGCUUGGUUGAAGUCGCUCCCGAAUUCCAGCCGCUGCAACGACGCGGAAAAAACCAGCGGACCCUGCGAAUCCCGAAACCGGCUGGUUGAAGCAAUCUCCGAAAAUGAGUUGUUCCAGCAAUGG
Messenger RNA from Ectocarpus sp. CCAP 1310/34, 762 nucleotides. NCBI's taxonomy places the organism in Eukaryota, Phaeophyceae, Ectocarpales, Ectocarpaceae. The record is from the annotation of a GenBank genome assembly.